Colletotrichum graminicola M1.001 is the source of this 2454-nucleotide messenger RNA. RefSeq lists its product as uncharacterized. Gene Ontology annotation, molecular function: protein binding. The record is from RefSeq and is a predicted model, not a curated record. The transcript has a single exon. Lineage: Eukaryota; Fungi; Ascomycota; Sordariomycetes; Glomerellales; Glomerellaceae. Bases 1 to 2454 code for a protein of 817 amino acids.
AUGUCUCUUUAUCGACCUCCCCGCGAGUUGAAAGACCUCAAAAUUGGAAUUCUUCCUGAAAUCUUCAUCACUAUUGCUGAACAUCUUGGCAAGGAGCUUGAAACGAAUCGGCCGAGAGGCUCGGCCAACAAUGGCGGUGCCCAUAUUGAUGAUUGGGACGAUGCCAGCAACGAUGAUAUGCUCCGCGAUUUGACGAACGGAGACGGCGGCAAGUACAUGUACCCCACCUCGUCCAUGCUGAAAGCGAGCAUGGUUAGCCGCUUUUACCGUGAGAAGAUUAUCCUCAUCGCUCUCCGAUGGGAUGCCGAGAGCGAAAACCCGAGAGCCCUCUACCACGCCGCGGCGAACAACCACAUAAACCUCGUCGGCCAAGCGCUAAUGCAAGAAAAGGCCAGACCAGACUAUGUGCCGUCCGGUCUUGCGCUGCCCAGGUUAACGCCCUUGAUGGUGGCUGCCUCGAAAGGUUACUUGGAGGUCGUCGAGCUACUUCUGGACAAUGGCGCAGACGCUGCUCACGAGUUUUAUUCGUCUGGCUCGGGAAACUUGCGAUCCGCCGGGCUCUUCUCUGAGAGCAACGACUCCAUGCUCGAGGAUCCCGAGGAGGUGGGUGCCGUGGACAUGGUAACACCCGUCCAUUGUGCCAUGUCGGCCAUUUCAAACGCCGAGGCCAUCACCGAAAGGAUCCUAGCCCGGGUUCCAGCCAUUUUCUUCGCAAAGGUAGCCGACCCGAAUGCCAAGCUUCUCGCCUUCGCCGUCGCUGCAGACCUAAUCGGCGUGAUCGAUCUGUUAGUGCACCACAACGCAGACUUUAACCACGGGGGAACCACGGUACACUCGCUAUCGAUCCCGGUCCUCCACCACGCCAUCUCUGGAAGAAUGGUUAGCAAGCUGCUCCAACGUGGAGCGAACCUGCACACACCGCUCGCUGUUGGACUCAAUGCUCUGCACGCUGUUUGCCUCCGCUCGACCGACUGCCACACCGCCAUCGAGGAGCUUGUCUCUCGCGGGGUUGCCGUCAACGAUGCCACAGCGGGCGGAGCACAGCGCGGCACUCUGGUUUACGCCCAUCCGCAUCUCAGGGAAAGGACCCCCCAAACUGCCCUGAACUUUGCCUGCAGGCGUAUCAAUCUUCCCCAUAUCAAAUCACUGAUGAAUCUAGGCGCCAACCCGCUUGGCGUGGCCUCUACAGCACCGCAGUGCCAGGACCUCGAGAACGGUGAGUUCUACAUGGUCACGCCGUUCCACAGUCUGUUUCUUCCGGACGACCUAUCCGAUAAUCUCAUCACAGGUAAGGAAACCACUUUGCGCGAAAGUCUCUACGGGGCCGUACAAACUCUUUUGGCACAUACUCUCGGCAGACGGGCGUUGUCGCUGAGACAAAACGUUGGCUUUGACACGCAGGAUGAAGGCUGUAAGAUAUCCCAGACGUUCUGGGUCGACCGCAGCGUCUUGGACGUUGAGGAAUACGGUGAGUUCACGCCGUUUCAACUGUUUUUCAUGCAGCCUCUGGUGGACGACGAGCGCAUCCCCGCCGCGAUGCUCGGCGCAGAUAACCAAGCCAUCCGGCAGCAGAUGAACGAAAUCACCGAGCCGUAUGGGGCUACGCCCCUCUUAUCUCUCUUGAGCCACCGGUUCGACAACCGAAUCGGCGAUGGCAGCUUUUACCGGCCCAAGCUCGUCGAGUGGCUCUUGAAAAACGGCGCCGACCCGAACAUUGCUGACAGGGAAGGCUUCACCCCUCUUCACUACGCCGUCUUCUGGCUCGACGAACAGGCCGUGAACAUGCUGCUGGCCUUUGGCGCCAGGAUCGAGAACCGCCCCGCAUCCUUGCCGACGCCCCUGGAGGUGGCCCUCGGCCGGGUCUACAGGGACGUCCACAUGCAGCACGACAGGCACGACAGCAUAUGGAAGCAGAUGGUUAGGCUGGUGGAGCGCAACGGCGAGAAUUGGAUGCGAGACAAGCUCGGCGUCCACUCUUGCAUCGAGCGCUGGCGGCCCGGCGGCUUGCUGCCCGUGUGCGCCCUCCCCGGAUUCGAGAUCAGAUUCAAGCGGGUCCUCCUGUGGGACAACGAGAGGUACGUCGCGGACCAGAACGCGGGAAUCCACGAGGAGUUGCGAGAGAGGGGUGUUGAGGUGGUGCUGCGGGAGCAGGCGCUCGGGCGCAAGAAGCACAUCUUUGAGACCCUCGUGCAGGCCAGCGGCACGCUCCCUCUGGCCGGUCCAGAGUGUAUCGAGCACGUUGGCACGGUCAAGAAGUACAGGUACAGCGUCUUGGACUGGGCGGUCGCGACUGGUCAAGACGAGCAUUUCCUCGGGCGCCUUUUGCAGCUCGGCGGCCGGGGGCUUUCGGGCAGCCAGUUCCCUCGCUUUUCGUACUGGACUUUUGCAUACCACCAGUCCAAAACGUGUUGGAAAUACUUCAAAGAGGUACUAUGCCCAAGCUGGGGGGUGUGA